AUGAGUCGGUGGGCCGGAGACAAUCUCAUUGAGGGAGAGAAGGGAGAAGCACUGGAAUCGGCUGUCACCGACGCCAGGAUGAGCCGAUGGCGCGAGAAGGACCUGAUCGGCGAGGAGGACCUGCGAGCAAGGGAUGCAGAAUAUUGGAAGGAAGCGAUCUUCGCCUUCGCUCAGCACGGAUCGCAGAGGCCGAUAUUCAAGAACCUCCUGGAAAACUCGCAACAAGCACUCUACGAGGAACCGCGAGACGCAAGAGAAGCAAUCGAGAGAGAUGCGGCGAUGCAGUUGAAGCACGCCCUGUCGUCAGCAGCCGCCGGAUACGACAUCCAGAUGAGCCGAUGGAUCGAGGGACCCCUGGUCGACGAGGAGGAGCUGAGAGCGAGGGAUGCAGAAUGUCGCAGAGGGGCGCUCGCGACUCUGUUCACCUGGUACGACGAUUUGGGGAAGAUGAAGGAGGAGGAACGGAAGACGAGGAUGCUCACCUCCAUCGUCACCCUCUCGAUGAUGGGAGGCACGGCUGCCCUGGCUCUGAGAAUUUCGGCGCUCGGGGCGGGGAUCCUCGUCGGAUGUUUCCUCAGCGUGGCGGUGGUGGUCCUCAUCGGGCGGUGGUGGUCCUCAGCGUGGCGGUGGAAGGAGGUUAAUGUCGGAGGGGUCCCCGAGGAUCCAAACUGGCGUAUCCUGAGAAGAAGUCGACAUAUAUUAUCGAAGAAAUUCAUGUAA
This is a messenger RNA of Darwinula stevensoni, 720 nucleotides long. Lineage: Eukaryota; Metazoa; Arthropoda; Ostracoda; Podocopida; Darwinulidae. The record is from the annotation of a GenBank genome assembly.